Ananas comosus (pineapple) is the source of this 687-nucleotide messenger RNA. RefSeq lists its product as uncharacterized. Gene Ontology annotation, cellular component: intracellular membrane-bounded organelle. Gene Ontology annotation, biological process: autophagy. The record is from RefSeq and is a predicted model, not a curated record. The coding region runs from base 49 to 687 and encodes 212 amino acids. The transcript is spliced from 3 exons. Lineage: Eukaryota; Viridiplantae; Streptophyta; Magnoliopsida; Poales; Bromeliaceae.
UUUAAUGAUCCAUCAUGCUGGGACCAUCCAUUUUUGCAGGGUUGGUUGAUGGGUCAAAACCAUGCUCAUCAUGCAACCGAAUCAGAAUGUUUGAGACCUAAAUCACUUUAUAGACGUAAUGCGGAAGCACAAGGGGCUCCCCCAUUGGUUGCAGCUGCUGUUGGGAAUUCCAUUACCAGUGGACAACCUGAAUCAGAUCAUCCUCGUUCUAUCAGUAUUGAAUCUGGACUUCCCACAUCAUUAGCUUCAGCAGGAGUUACUGAAAUUCCUUGUACCGUGAAGCUUAGAAUAUGGCCGCACAAUAUACAAGAUCCAUGUGCCCCGUUAAACCCAGAAACAUGCCGGCUAACUAUAUCACAUGUGGUCCUUUGCAGUGAAAUGGGCGCCCACUUUUCUCCGUGUGGCCGAUAUUUGGUGGCUUGUGUUGCCUGUUUGCUGCCUCAUACGGAAUCUGAUCCUGGAACGCGAUCAAGCAUGCAACUUGAUGCUGCAUGGGCUGCAACAUCUCCUACACGCCACCCAUUUUCCACUCACCACGUAAUAUAUGAGCUUCGCAUCUAUUCUCUUGAAGAGGAAAUGUCGGCUACUCCCAUAGUAGAGAUGGCAAAGGUGCAAAUGCAUCGGAGUAGCAAGGAUUUCAAGCUACUAAGACUGCCCAACCUCGCAAGCAACGUCGCCUUCGAAUGA